This is a messenger RNA of Aricia agestis (brown argus), 1788 nucleotides long. RefSeq names its product reduced folate transporter-like. Gene Ontology annotation, molecular function: vitamin transmembrane transporter activity. The transcript has 7 exons. The record is from RefSeq and is a predicted model, not a curated record. NCBI's taxonomy places the organism in Eukaryota, Metazoa, Arthropoda, Insecta, Lepidoptera, Lycaenidae. The coding region runs from base 368 to 1687 and encodes 439 amino acids. Gene Ontology annotation, cellular component: plasma membrane. Gene Ontology annotation, biological process: vitamin transport; transmembrane transport.
UCAAAAUAUGUCGUAAAGAAACUUUGUCCUGUCACCUGUGAACCAACCUUUUUAAUUAGAAAAAAUUACAAUAUUCUUACGUAAAUAUUAAAGUAAAUUAUAAAAAACAUCAACCCAAUAUGUGGAAUGCUUCGAAGCCGUAUUGAAAUAUGCAUAAUGUAAAAAAAUUACCGAUGUAAUCCACUACAAAGUUGUGCAAAAUCGUUCUCGUAACGAUGCACCCGCGAAAGAAAAGGAAAAAACCUAAUUACCUGAGUCCACAUGCUGAACUUAAAAUCAGAUUUCGUGAGAAAUAAUUUGAGCGCAGCCGGCGUAGGACGUGCGCGUGUUUUUACCUACUGUACUGUGUAACUACAAGUCCUUCAAGAUGCAAGAGUGGUUGAAGAUUACCCUAUUUUUAUGCUUAUUCGGCACACUACGAGAGAUUAGACCCUCAGAACCAUUCGUGACAGAGUUUUUACUGGGAGAAUGGCGCAAUAUCACCGACCAACAACUUAGUCGCGAGGUGUACCCUGUGGGCACAUAUUCUUAUUUCUCCCUUUUGGUUGUUGUUUUUCUCGUAACGGAUUUUCUGCGAUUUAAACCAGUCAUCAUACUUUCUGGUCUAAGUGGCAUAGCCGUGUAUGCUGUGUUACUGUGGACGACAAGUAUAGAAUGGCUCCAGGUAUCUCAAUUCCUGUAUGGCCUGUACAUGGCAACAGAAGUUGCCUAUCUCACAUACAUUUAUGCCAAGGUGCCCUCAGCCAAGUACCCGCUGGUCUCAUCAUACACGCGCGUUGCGGCGCUGGUUGGACGCUUCCUGUCCGGAAUAUCCUCGCAGCUGCUCACACACUUCGGCAUUAUGGACUAUAGGGACCUCAACUAUAUUACAUUUGCAGCCCAGAUACUGGCGACGUUCUGGGCGCUGUGGCUGCCGGCGGUGCCGUACGGGAUCUACUUCCAUCGCCGCUCCGUCGUCAGUGAGCUCCAGCUUGACACACAGUCGCCGGGGAAACAAGCCAACGUUGAUAAGAAAACAAUGGUAUUCCAGCGCCCUCUGCACCGCGACGCGCUAGACGCGGGGUCGCUGAUAGCACGCCAUGCGCGCGCCGCGUACGGCCGCCCGCGCGUGGUCACGUGGUCGCUGCUGUACGCCGCCGCGCUCGCGCUGUUCGUGCAGGUGCAGACGUACAUGCAGGUGCUGUGGGUGGAGAUCAUGAGGGAGACCGGCUCUCAGCUGGCGUUCAACGGUUUCGUGGAGGCGGGGCUAACGCUGCUCGGUGCGGGCGCGGCGCUCGGUGCGGGCGCGGCGCUCGGUGCGGCGUGCGUUCGCCCCGCCCCGCUACCCGCGCCCGCCGCCGCCGUACAAGCGCUUGCAGUGUUCGCAGCCACGUACGCACAGAAUAUUUACGUGUCGUACGUCGGAUAUAUAGUAAUGGGCACGCUGUUUCAUUACACUAUCACGCUCGCAAGUGCAAAAAUAGCCAGUGAACUCUCUGACGAGAGCUGUUUCGGUCUCAUAUUCGGGAUCAACACCCUGGCUGGGACGGGGAUGCAGGCUCUACUUACAUUCAUCCUCCUGCAACAGCUGGAGCUGUCUAUUUCGGCAAUGUAUUUCACUAUAAGCGGUUUAUACUUAAUACUCGCCGCCUGCUGGCUGACGGGCUGUAUGAUCAACUACUUCAGACAAAAACAUACCGCCUUAUAAUGUAUUAAUUAAUACUUGAAAAAAUAAUGGCAAUAAAACGGUAAGCCAAUCAAGCAAAAUGUGCUAUAAUAAUAAUUUGAAAAAAUUUUUAGUUUGAAUAU